AUGGCAAACAGCGUCAGCCACUUAACAAGUUGUUUAGCAGCAAAAUUUCUUUCAGAGUGGAAAAGAACUUGGGAAUUACUAUGUGGGAUUGACCCGGAAAAUCUGUUGUUGGCUAAGAUUAGAGGGUUCUUAAGCUUCCACGCCAGCGCAUUUCUUCGAGGAAGAGCAGAUAAGCCAGAUAUUGCCAUAGGGGUCCUUCACGUUGCCCACACGCCUGCCGCAGCACGAGUCAUCACCCUUGGAGAUCUCUCCUUCCGUAGUGGCGCCGGCGUUCACGGCCAGGCCAAGGAAGCUUCGACGUCCUCAAUCUCAAGGCAGAUCACACCUCCGAUUACUGCAAACUUGACCGUAGCAAACGAGUCGUCAAUGAUAUCAGAUACAACAAUAGCGGCGGAGCCAAUCUUGAGUUCAGCGGAGAGAAGUGGAAUCUCGUGA
Messenger RNA from Fraxinus pennsylvanica, 435 nucleotides. NCBI's taxonomy places the organism in Eukaryota, Viridiplantae, Streptophyta, Magnoliopsida, Lamiales, Oleaceae. The record is from the annotation of a GenBank genome assembly.